Molecule: messenger RNA, 872 nt
Organism: Erythranthe guttata (spotted monkey flower)
Lineage: Eukaryota; Viridiplantae; Streptophyta; Magnoliopsida; Lamiales; Phrymaceae
Gene: TIC20-II
Product: chloroplast import component Tic20-II
Source: RefSeq, a predicted model, not a curated record
UACAAUUCGCACUCGAUAAAGUUUAUUAACAGACAGCUAAAACCCUCCUCCUCCGCCCCGAAAAUGGCAUCUAUCCCACUCCUACGCCUCUCCCUACCACUCCACCACCGCCAACACAGCGGACCCACCGCCCUACUCCUCCCUCACCCGCUCAAACACACACUGAUUUCACCACCCAGCCUCCGCCAAGCACCCCGAAAGACAACCACCACGAAGUGCACCUACACUCCCACCCCCGCCACCGACCGUCUAAUUUCCGCCGCCGCAUACUUCCUCCCACUCUUCAACGGCCUCCAGUACGGGAGAUUCCUGUUCGCACAGUACCCAAUCUUGGCAGCCCCGUUCCAGCCGCUAUUCCCAUUACUCUCUCUCUACCACUCCGUUCCCAGCGCCAGCUUCGUCACCUUCUUCGGAUUGUACCUAGGUGUGGUGAAAAACCCUAAUCUGAGCCGAUACGUGAGAUUCAACGCGCUGCAGGCGCUUGUUCUGGAUGUGCUGCUGGUGUUGCCGGUGUUGGUGCAGAGGAUAUUUACUCCGGGUCGAUCUGGCAUCGCGCUGAAAUUGACUGCUUGGGCCUAUUCUGGGCUUUUUAUGUUCGUGGUGGCCUGUUUUGUAUAUGGGCUUGUAUCCAGUGUUCUCGGCAAGACUCCAUAUCUGCCGCUUGUUGCCGAGGCCGCCGGCCGCCAAUUGGACUGACUUUUUCCUUUGCUUUCAGGCCCUUUUUUUUAUUUUUUUCGUUUACUUUCAGGCCCUUAUUUUAUAUUUUGUCAUGGAAUGAGUCCUUUUUUUUUUUUUUCUUUUUGAAUGUAAUGUUGCAUUGUUUAUGUUGGUUAUCUGCCAAUGCCAUAUAGUUCAAAAGUUGAGUUUGGAUU